Messenger RNA from Aphanomyces astaci, 1845 nucleotides. RefSeq lists its product as hypothetical. The record is from RefSeq and is a predicted model, not a curated record. The coding region runs from base 51 to 1796 and encodes 581 amino acids. NCBI's taxonomy places the organism in Eukaryota, Oomycota, Saprolegniomycetes, Saprolegniales, Verrucalvaceae. The transcript is spliced from 9 exons.
CGCCACCCAUCGCGAACGAAAAGGUGUAACAUUAGCGGGGUAUCAUAGCCAUGAAGAUCCUUAUUGUAAAUGGUUUUGCCAAUGGCAGUCACGAGCGGUACCUUCACUUCAAACAGCUUGUGAUGCACGCCCUACGUUCGAUUGCAAAGCUCGACGUCACCGGCAUCACCAUUGUGGAAAAACACCGGAGUGACUUGUCCGAGUACAUCUUUGAACUGCACACGGGCAACGCCGACCCAGCGGCGAUCACCCACUUUGACGGGCUCGACUUCGUCUUUCUCGACGGCGACUGUACCAUUCCGCCGUGGCAUCCUGGCUACAAAAAGGUGUGCACUUUGGUCAAAAUGUGCAUGAUGACCGGCAAGUGCCUCUUUGGAGCCAACUUUGCAGCGUCCGUCUUGGCGUAUUUAUGCUCCACGGGAGGCGAAAUGAUUCACGCUCUCAACGGGAACGGCCGGGGCGCCCCCCUAAAGAAUGUCCAGUCGAUGCCAGCCCCCGUCGACGACGAUUUUCAACCACACGCCGUGGUCCUGGAUAGCGACACGGGCGACUACUAUGCGUAUAACGCCGGCCGCUUGGAGUGGGAGCCCAAGGGAAACACGGGGCUCGUGCUGCAUAGCAGCGAUCGAGAUCGAGAUUUCGGAGCUCGACCCAACUCGGCCAGGGCUGGCACUCGAAGGCGGGAUGGGAAGCUCGACCACUUGACGCCGUGCUUGUCCCGUCUAGCCGACUUGAAGUGCUGUGGCCGACUCGAAAUGCAAAAUCAUGUGUACCUCAAAGGCCUCCGACAUGGGCAAUUCAUUGUGAAUUGUACCAGCAAAUGGGAUCUGGACGAGCGCAUUACAUGUACCAGUGGCAACAAGUACACGGUGGUGGUGGAUAGCCCCCGUGGCCCGCUCCUGAUCGAGUUUGGCAACGCCCUGUGUGCUCACUUCUCCAUAUCUAACGAGUACCCGGAAACAGCCACGAUUCUCGAGAACUUUGUCGUGUCCAAGUUUGACCAGAUCAAACUGCAUGAGCACGUCGAUCGUAGCUACAUGUCGUCGGUGUCUGGGAUGUUGUCGUCAAGCGGGGGCGCAGGCCCCCCCAAACACAUAGCUAGCUUGUCAGCCAACUUUGAGCCCCCCGCCCCGCCCCCGAGGUUGGACUCUACGACCCAUGGCAAAACUUCCCCGAAAAAGUGCCGCCCGUUGUCGGCCGCGUCAUCUACUGUUAAAGCCAAGCCCCGCCCCCACUCCGCGACGCCCACGAUGGUGGCCAAACUUGGUCAAGUCAAUCGCCUAAGGACAGACAACAACACCACGGACAAUCAAACUGAACGGACCGAUGGUUCCCCUGAAAAGAAGCAUGAUCCUGCGACCCCAAUCCCCCCCGUCGCGAACAACCAUCCAAGCGGCGAUAUGAAAUUCAUGCCGCCGAAAGCAAAGGCAUCUAGAAUCAAAGUGUGUCGAGUGGGUGACCCCCACAAGCCGUACUGCGCGUACCAACGAUUCCAAAAGAUGGAAAAGACAGCAGCAUUGGGGGGGACGUACUACUCGGUCGUGAACGAUGCACCAUACGUGGGGAUGUUCGAGAAGCAUGUUGUCGAAGGCGAGAAGAGCAAACUUCGAUGGAUGGGGGGGCCAUUUCGCACCACGUUCGGCAAAGCGUCAACGCAUGUGCACCCGGAAGAAGGGAUUCUCGGCGCCAAAUACCCAUACAACGUGCGACACAUCCCGGCCAAUGUUCUCGAGCCUGCACGGACUUCAGACCAUCCCAAACCAAAAUCGAAAGUGAAAACGAAGCGGAUAACAUGAUGCGUUGGGACGUUAUUCAUCUCGUUGGAAUUGUAUCGCAAUAAAUGGC